AGUAAUCAAACAAGAAACCAAAAGGCAAACAACAACACAAGUCUCGCUGUCUUUGUCUCUUAACCUCCAGAACAAUGGCUUUGGCUCGUCUGGCUUUGAAGAAUUUGAAGCAAAAGCUGUCGUCGACUUCAUCUUCUCUGUUGGCUCAUAAUCUUGGAGGGAAAGGUGUCGGCGGAGUACUGCAAAGGCAGAGGUGGGGUGAUGAGACUCUGAAGAGGUUCAUGGUGACUGCCACUGAUAAGGUCUCUGACGAGAAAAAAGAAGGCAAAGAGGUUGCUGUCUCUGAAGGAGGAAAGAAGUCUAGGCUGUUCCCACGGAGGAGGAACAGGAGGAGUCUCUGGAAUUGGAGGAAUGAUCGUGACUUCGUUCCUUCUCUUUAUGAAUUCUUCCCUUCGGGUCUUGGAAAUGCAUUGCUGCAAGCCACAGAGAACAUAAACAGGCUAUUCGAUAACCUCAACUUGACACCUUCACAACUCAUGGCACGAGUGAAAGAGGAAGACAAGUGCUACAAGUUACGCUAUGAUGUUCCAGGGUUGAGCAAGGAGGAUGUCAAGAUCACCGUGGAUGAUGGUGUCUUGACCAUAAAAGGAGAGCACAAAGAAGAGGAUGAAGAAGCAUCCGAUGAUGAGUACUGGUCAGCGAGGAGCUAUGGAUACUACAACACCGGCCUUGUGUUGCCUGACGAUGCAAAAGCAGAUGAUAUUAAGGCAGAGCUGAAGGAUGGUGUGCUUUCCGUUAUCAUUCCGAGGACUGAGAAGCCUAAAAGGGAUGCAAAGGAAGUGAAAAUCCAUUGAAGCCAAAGAUUGUAUUUGAGUGGAUUGAAAGGGGAAACAGGAGUUUGUAAAAAGCCUUUUGAAAUAAUGAAUCAAUUCACUGAGU
Rubroshorea leprosula is the source of this 879-nucleotide messenger RNA. The record is from the annotation of a GenBank genome assembly. Lineage: Eukaryota; Viridiplantae; Streptophyta; Magnoliopsida; Malvales; Dipterocarpaceae.